AUGGCGCUAGCUUGUGCCUACAAAAAGACAUGCAAGGAGGUCUGCUGGGUACAUCUUGAUUUUGGCAAGAGAAGAUUUAUCCCCGAUAUUGUUGUGAUACAUGGGUCCAUGCUUGAAGAUUCCUCUAGUGAAAGGAAGAAAUAUUGGCUGGAAGAGUCUUAUGUUCCAUUACAUCUCUUGAAAAUGUUUGAAGAGAAGAGAAUUGCUCGCAAAUCCAAUAAGACAUGUUCUGGAAAACUUCGUGAGAGCAGUAUUGUAACUAAUAAGCCCCUCAAGGAAAAGGGAUUUUCAUAUCUUUUCUCGAGAGCAGAGAGAUUGGAGAAUUAUCAGUGUGGGCACUGUAACAAAAAUGUACUAAUCAGGGAAGCAGUGAGUUGCCAGUACUGCAAAGGCUUUUUCCAUAAAAGACAUGCAAGGAGGUCUGCUGGGUACAUCGUCGCUCAGUGUACAUAUACAUGCCAUAAAUGCCUUGAUGGGAUGUCUGUGAAAAUAGACACUAAGAAGGGGAAGUCUGAGCCACCAAAAGGUAAGAAAGCAUCAAAAUUAUUGAAGCCCUUGGGCUCAAGAAAAGGGAAAAAGGUGGGCAAAGACAAGCAACGAGUGCAAUCACUAAAGAAUAAAAAGGUUCAAUUGGUUGUACCCCUGCGCCGUUCUGCCAGGCAUGCUAAACCUGUCGUAAAGACAUCCUUGCUGAAUACCAAGAUUAAAAAACAGAAGAAACGGAAACAAGCUAAAUCAAAAAAAGAAAGAUUGAAGAAGCAAGACAAACUGAAGAAGCCAAAAAAUAGUUGUUGGCAGAAGAAGAGAACCCAGAUCAGUUAUGGUUACUGGUUGAAUGGCCUUCGAUUGUCAAGAAGGCUAAACGAUGAAAGGGUGAUGCUUUUUAGAAGUAAAUUGCUUCUUGUCCUUUCUGGAGAGUCGCCUUCCGUCGCAUGUACUCCGAAAUGCAGUCUCUGUGGUGAACUAGAAUUCAAAUCUCAUCUUAAUUAUGUCUCUUGUGAAAUUUGUGGAGAUUGGUUUCAUGGAGAUGCUUUUGAUCUCAAAGCUGUUAAAGUUGAAAAGCUCAUCGGGUUUAAGUGCCAUAAGUGUCUCAAUAGGAGCUCUCCAGUUUGCCCCCAUGUUUGUGCUACUGAAAGCAGCAAACCUGCCCUUUUCCCAGAAAUUAAUGCAGGGCCUGACUGCACCGGGAAAGAGUCUACUGGUCUAUCCCCCUUGGACGAAACAUUUGCAGAUCAGAAACUUCAAUCAAAUGAAAAAUCUAAUGAUCUGUUUUUGAUUGAUGAUGAUCACGAGAAGUAUUCAUCAGUGUCAAUUCUACAUUCAAACCAGAUUCAGGCAAGUGAACAAAAAAUAGGACUUUCAACUAUUACUUCAGAGGGGAAAACAGCAGGUGUUAACUUCGGCGAGGAAGGAAGGCCCACUGAUGAAUUGGUACCAACAGAAGACCUUGCUGGAAGCUGACCAUGGGAAGAAGCCAAGUUUGCAUCAUUGAUGCAUGACCAUUUGAAGAAUGGUUUGAUAAACAACAGUACCCUUCUGUAAUCUGUAGUCAGUAGAACUCUUUCCGACUUAUCCUAGUUGUCCCCAUAAACAAU
Molecule: messenger RNA, 1595 nt
Organism: Olea europaea var. sylvestris
Lineage: Eukaryota; Viridiplantae; Streptophyta; Magnoliopsida; Lamiales; Oleaceae
Product: DDT domain-containing protein PTM-like
Exons: 5
Coding region: 1-1461 (486 amino acids)
Source: RefSeq, a predicted model, not a curated record